Messenger RNA from Babesia bigemina, 7119 nucleotides. Its product is annotated as processing splicing factor 8, putative. The record is from RefSeq and is a predicted model, not a curated record. The coding region runs from base 1 to 7119 and encodes 2372 amino acids. Gene Ontology annotation, biological process: spliceosomal tri-snRNP complex assembly; mRNA splicing, via spliceosome. The transcript has a single exon. Gene Ontology annotation, cellular component: catalytic step 2 spliceosome; U5 snRNP. Lineage: Eukaryota; Apicomplexa; Aconoidasida; Piroplasmida; Babesiidae. Gene Ontology annotation, molecular function: U6 snRNA binding; pre-mRNA intronic binding; U5 snRNA binding.
AUGGGUGUGCCAGCUCCGCCCGGAAUGGCUAUUAAUUGUGGCGGACUGCCGCCUGGGUACAACGUUGGAUAUACUCACAAGACCGAGUUUGAGAUUCUGCAAGACAAGGCACGUAAAUGGCAGAAGUUGAACACUAGAAGGUUUACAAAAACUUCAGCUGCUCCUUUGGCAACAUAUGCCGCCCCGAUGCCCCCGGAGCAUCUUCGGAAGGUUUUCCGGGAGCACGGCGACAUGAGUAAUCGGAAAUACCGGUAUGACAAGCGUGUUUAUCUGGGAGCGCUGAAAUAUGUACCUCAUGCUGUAUACAAGUUGUUGGAGAACAUGCCGAUGCCUUGGGAACAGUUGCGUAAUGUACGAGUUCUCUAUCACAUUACGGGUGCGAUAACUUUCGUCGACGAGAUACCUUGGGUUGUGGAUCCCAUAUUUUUGGCACAAUGGGGGACUAUGUGGAUUAUGAUGCGCCGAGAAAAGCGUGAUCGUCGUCAUUUCAAGCGUAUGAGGUUCCCCCCCUUUGAUGAUGAGGAACCUCCUCUUGAUUACAGCGAGAACAUCCUCGAUGUGGAACCUUUGGAAGCCAUCCAGAUGCAGCUCGAUCCCGAAGAGGAUGCGGCUGUUAUGAACUGGUUUUACGACUCAAAACCACUUCAGUACGAGUCGAAAAUGAUAAAUGGCCCAAGUUACCGUCGUUGGUUUCUCACGGUAGAACAAAUGGGGGUAUUAUAUCGCCUGGCCGGUCAGCUAUUCUCAGAUAUACAAGAUGACAAUUACUUCUAUCUAUUCAAUUUAAAAGCGUUUUAUACAGCGAAGGCACUUAACACGGCAAUUCCAGGAGGUCCGAAAUUCGAGCCUCUUUUUCGUGAUGCGCAGGAGGACGAAGACUGGAACGAGUUCAAUGAUGUCUCCAAAAUUAUCAUUCGUCAGCAAAUUCGUACUGAAUACAAGAUCGCAUUCCCCUAUUUGUAUUGCAACAGGCCGCGUAAAGUUGCCAUUGCGCCUUACCACACCAAGUUAUGCGCGUAUGUUAAGCAGGAUGACCCGGAUCUACCUGUUUUCUACUAUGAUCCUGUCAUAAACCCUAUACCUGCGUAUACAAUAAAGGAUGGUAAUGUCAGAGAAUACGAUUCUGAGGACUGGGAUAGAAGUGAUGCUACAGAUCCUUGCUCUAAGCCUAACUCCUUCGUUAGCUGCUCUGCUGCCGAAACAUUGAAUGACGGAGUCGAGAACAAUAAAAAUGGCGACAUUUCGUAUUCUUCACCGGAUGCAGGAACUAAUUUCCCAAGAGGCGUCGUUCCGCUUCUGGCGACGGUUCCAUUGGAAAGCGAUAACACGUCGAAUGGCGUCGCACUAUGUUGGGCCCCACAUCCCUUCAACAAGCGCUCUGGCAACUGCCGUCGUGCCAUCGAUUUGCCGAUAGUGCAGUCGUGGUUCCGCGAGCAUGUUCCGGCGUCUCAUCCGGUAAAGGUUCGUGUAUCUUAUCAGAAACUCCUUAAGGGUUGGGUUCUGAGCAAUCUGCAUUCGCGCAGACCGAAGAGCAUGAAAAAAAGAAAGCUGUUUAAGCUUUUCAGAGCAACAAAGUUUUUCCAAACUACGGAGAUGGAUUGGGUGGAGGUUGGGUUACAAGUUUGUCGCCAGGGUUAUAACAUGCUUAAUCUUUUGAUUCAUCGCAAGAAUUUGACGUAUCUGCAUUUAGAUUAUAACUUCAACUUGAAACCUGUGAAGACUCUAACAACGAAGGAACGCAAGAAAUCGCGUUUUGGUAACGCUUUUCACCUGUGCCGCGAAAUAUUGCGGUUGACCAAGCUAGUAGUGGAUUCCCACGCGCAGUAUCGAUUAGGAAAUGUCGAUGCAUAUCAGCUUGCAGAUGGGUUGCAGUAUAUAUUUGCUCAUGUGGGCCAGUUAACCGGUAUGUAUCGUUACAAGUAUAGGCUGAUGCGUCAGGUCCGCAUGUGCAAAGACUUAAAGCACCUGAUUUACUACCGAUUUAACACGGGUUCGGUUGGUAAAGGACCCGGCUGCGGUUUCUGGGUCUGUGGUUGGCGUGUAUGGUGUUUUUUCCUGCGUGGUAUCAUGCCUUUGCUUGAGCGUUGGCUUGGUAACCUUCUGGCUCGCCAGUUUGAGGGCAGGGUGUCUAAGGGUGUCGCAAAAACAGUCACGAAACAACGUGUGGAGUCUCACUUCGAUCUUGAGCUGCGUGCCGCUGUCAUGCACGAUAUCCUGGAUAUGAUGCCCGAAGGCAUUCGUGCCAACAAAGCGCGCACUAUUCUUCAACACCUAAGUGAAGCAUGGCGUUGUUGGAAAGCCAACAUUCCGUGGAAGGUGCCUGAGAUGCCUGCGGCAAUUGAAAACAUGAUCCUUCGCUACGUAAAGAUGAAGGCUGAUUGGUGGACGAACGCUUCUUACUAUAACAGAGAACGCAUUAAAAGGGGGGCCACCGUCGACAAGACAGUGUGCAAAAAAAAUCUUGGGCGUCUAACUCGUUUGUGGCUGAAGUCCGAACAGGAGCGCCAGCACGGAUACCUCAAGGAUGGCCCCUACAUUACUGGUGAAGAAGCAGUAGCAAUAUACACGACUGCUGUUCAUUGGUUGGAAUCACGUAAAUUUUCACACAUUCCUUUUCCCCCGUUGAACUACAAACACGACACGAAGCUCUUGAUUUUGGCAUUGGAGCGGUUGAAGGAGCCGUAUUCGACAAAAGGCCGUCUGAAUCAAAACCAGAGAGAGGAAUUGGGUUUAAUAGAACAAGCAUAUGAUAAUCCACACGAAGCUCUGAGUCGUAUUAAGAGACAUUUGCUUACACAGCGUGCUUUUAAAGAGGUUACGAUAGAGUUCAUGGAUCUCUAUAGCCACUUGAUUCCCGUGUAUGACAUUGAUCCACUGGAGAAAAUAACCGAUGCGUACCUGAGUCAGUACCUAUGGUUCGAAGGGGAUGCGCGUGGGUUAUUCCCGAAUUGGAUCAAACCGGCGGACAGCGAACCUCCACCGUUGUUGGUGUACAAGUUCUGUCAGGGAAUCAAUAACCUCACUGACGUAUGGAAUUAUGAAGAUCAGCACUUAGUGCUCUUGCAGAGUAAGUUUGAUCGUGUUUAUGAGAAGAUCGACCUUACUUUGCUUAAUAGGCUUCUACGGUUGAUUGUGGACCACAAUGUUGCGGACUAUAUUACGGCUAAAAACAAUGUCAGCAUUUGCUUUAAGGAUAUGAGCCAUAUAAACAGUUUCGGAUUUAUACGCGGUUUACAAUUCGGCAGCUUCGUUUUCCAGUAUUAUGGUCUGAUAUUAGAUUUGCUGUUACUGGGACUAACGCGUGCUACCGAGAUCGCCGGUCCAACUUCGAUGCCCAAUGACUUUCUCAGUUUUACGGACGUUGAAACAGAAACUAGACACCCUAUCAGGCUGUAUUGCCGUUACAUCGACAGGAUAUUUGUGCUGUUCAAGUUUACAAGCACCGAAACACGUGAUCUGGUGCAACGAUACUUGACCGAGAACCCUGAUCCCAAUAAUGAGAAUGUAGUAGGUUACAACAACAAGUCAUGUUGGCCCAAAGAUAGCCGUAUGCGCUUAAUGAAGCACGAUGUGAAUCUUGGUCGUGCUACAUUUUGGGAAAUGCAAGCACGGCUACCUCGAUCUGUGACGACAUUGGAAUGGACUGAUUCGUUUGUAUCUGUAUACGGCAAGGAUAACCCAAACUUACUUUUUAACAUGUGUGGUUUUGAGGUGAGGAUAUUCCCCAAAAUCAGAUGGUUGAAAAGUGGCGCAUCGCAGGGUGAAGCAUGUUGGAAAUUACAGAAUGAGAGAACCAAAGAGCUUGCAGCCACUGCGUACUUACGUGUUGAUGCGGAUGGAAUGAGCGCUUUCGAAAAUCGCAUCAGGCAGAUCCUUAUGGCUAGUGGAAGCACCACCUUCACAAAAAUAGCCAAUAAGUGGAACACAGCAUUAAUCGGUAUGAUGACAUACUAUAGGGAGGCCGUUAUUCACACUAACGAACUCCUAGAUUUGUUAGUGAAAUGCGAAAAUAAGAUUCAGACUCGUAUUAAGAUAGGUUUGAAUUCAAAGAUGCCUUCACGUUUCCCUCCAGUGGUUUUCUAUACUCCAAAGGAAUUGGGUGGUCUUGGAAUGCUUUCUAUGGGUCAUAUUUUGAUACCCCAGUCUGACCUGAAGUAUAGCAAGCAGACGGAUACAGGCAUAACUCAUUUCCGCAGCGGUAUGUCACACGAGGAGGACCAACUGAUUCCCAAUCUAUACCGUUACAUUCAGACAUGGGAAAGCGAGUUCAUUGAAAGCCAACGCGUGUGGGCAGAAUACGCCUUAAAGCGUCAAGAAGCUCAGGCACAAAGUCGCCGUCUAACCAUUGAAGACCUCGAAGACUCGUUUGACCGCGGUAUUCCACGCAUCAACACACUGUUCCAGAAGGACAGGCACACGUUGGCAUAUGAUAAGGGUUGGAGAGUCCAGCAAGACUUCAAGCAAUAUCAUAUAAUGAAAGCAAAUCCAUUUUGGUGGACCCAUCAAAAACACGACGGUAAGUUGUGGAAUUUGAAUAACUAUCGCACUGACAUGAUUCAAGCGUUGGGAGGAGUGGAAGGUAUUUUAGAACACACACUUUUUAAGGGUACAUACUUCGCAACGUGGGAAGGUCUUUUCUGGGAGAAAGCAUCUGGUUUCGAAGAAUCCAUGAAGUACAAACGGCUCACAAAUGCGCAAAGAAGCGGUUUGAACCAGAUUCCGAAUCGCAGAUUUACACUGUGGUGGUCACCGACAAUUAAUAGGGCGAAUGUGUAUGUAGGUUUUCAGGUGCAAUUAGAUCUCACCGGUAUAUUCAUGCACGGCAAAAUACCUACUCUCAAGAUUUCGUUGAUUCAGAUAUUCCGGGCGCAUUUGUGGCAGAAGAUUCAUGAAUCCCUGGUUAUGGAUUUAUGUCAGGUGUUGGACCUGGAGCUCGACGCUCUGGAGAUUGAGACAGUACAAAAGGAGACUAUUCACCCCCGUAAAUCAUAUAAGAUGAACAGUAGUUGUGCGGACAUUUUGUUGUUUGCAGCAUAUAAGUGGCAUGUGGGCAAGCCAAGUUUGCUGACUGAUGCCGAUGUUGGAGAGGCAACUACGUCUACGAAUAAGUUCUGGAUAGAUGUCCAGCUUAGGUGGGGUGACUAUGAUAGCCACGAUAUUGAACGAUACUGUCGUGCUAAAUUUUUGGACUACACAACGGACAGCAUGUCGAUUUAUCCGUGUCCAACCGGGUGUCUGAUUGGUGUGGAUCUGGCAUACAACAUGCACAGCGGUUUUGGGUACUGGUUCCCAGGGAUGAAGACUCUAUGCGGUCGAGCAAUGAAUAAGAUUAUGAAGGCAAACCCUGCGAUGUUCGUAUUGCGCGAGCGAAUUCGCAAGGGUUUGCAGCUCUAUUCUAGCGAGCCCGCUGAACCGUACUUGUCAUCGCAGAAUUUCGGUGAACUGUUUGGAUCUCAGACUAUAUGGUUUGUUGAUGACACCAACGUGUACAGAGUGACUAUUCACAAAACGUUUGAAGGCAACCUGACAACAAAACCAGUAAAUGGCGCUAUUUUCGUAUUUAACCCGAAAACGGGUCAGCUGUUUUUGAAGAUAAUUCACACGUCAGUGUGGGCCGGUCAGAAACGCCUAAGCCAGCUGGCCAAAUGGAAAACUGCGGAAGAAGUUGCAGCGUUGAUCCGUUCUUUACCUGUAGAAGAACAACCCAAGCAGAUCAUUGUGACUAGGAAGGGUAUGCUUGACCCACUUGAAGUGCAUUUGCUUGACUUCCCAAAUAUAGUCAUAAAGGGGAGUGAAUUGCAGCUGCCAUAUCAGUCAAUAAUGAAGCUUGAAAAGUUCGGAGACAUGAUUUUACGCGCGACUCAACCCGAAAUGGUUCUUUUCAACCUGUAUGACGAUUGGCUAAAGAGCAUCAGUAGUUACACAGCUUUCAGCCGUUUAAUACUGAUUCUCAGAGCGAUGCAUGUUAAUUGCGAUCGCGCCAAAGUGCUGUUAAAACCGUCUAAAACUACAGUGACCCUGCCACACCAUGUUUGGCCAAGUUUGACGGACGCUGAGUGGAUAAACUGCGAAGUUGCGCUGAAGGACCUGAUUUUGGCUGAUUACGCGAAACGCAACGGCGUGAAUGCCACAAGUCUGACACAGAGUGAGAUACGUGAUAUAAUAUUGGGAAUGGAGAUUUCCCCGCCAGAUAUACAACGCCAGGAGCUUGAGGAGAAUCGCAAUGAUGCAGCUGCAAAGACAGUUACCACUCGUUCCGUGAACGUGCACGGAGAUGAGAUCAUAGUGACAACGCAGAGUCCACAUGAGCAGAAGGUGUUCGCCAGUAAGACCGAUUGGCGUAAUCGGUGUUUGGCUGCUGGUUUGCUCCACCGUCGGCUUGAAGGUUUGUCUGUUGAGAGCGUAGACUCUGAGGAUACCGUUGUUAUUCCACAUAAUCUAAUCAGGAAGCUGAUUAUGGUAUCCGAUCUGCGCACGGCAGUGGCUGUGUAUUUGUACGGGAAAAUAUCAAGCGUUGACGGUGAGCCCGAUCAAGCCACAAAUGAUGGUUCCCGCGGAGGUGGCAGCCAUGUAAGGGAAGUGACGUGCAUGGUUUUUGUGCCCCAGGUAGGUAACCAGUAUACUGUCGAUUUACCGAAGCAAGGGCCACAACAUGAGGCACUGGAUGGAUUAGAACCAUUGGGAUGGUUGAUCACGCGCCCCACGGAUGGCAGCGUAGCGUCGGAAGUUGUUGAGACACACAGACGUCUACAAAAUGACCUAAGCUGGGAUGUUGCAUCGAUCCUUUGUACGUGUACUUUCGUCCGAGGUAGCUGUGCGUUUUUGGCUCACCGGUUGACUCCCGAUGCGUUAAUAAGCAAGGAUGUUUCAAACACCAGCGCACUCCUAACUGCAGUUCAGGUGUUGAUUUCCGACAAGUACAAGGGUUUCUUCCUUGUACCUGUAGAUGAGGCGUGGAACUACAAUUUCAUGGGUGCAAAGCAUUCGCUACACAUGCACUAUCAACUGCAAGUCGAGGUUCCCAGGCCAUUUUAUGACCCUGUACACCGCCCAUUGCACUUCAUACAGUUUGCUCAAGCUAACGAAUCGAAGGAUUUUGAACUCGAGAACCCUUUGUAA